Messenger RNA from Elgaria multicarinata webbii, 2359 nucleotides. Its product is annotated as intercellular adhesion molecule 5-like. Bases 362 to 1993 code for a protein of 543 amino acids. The transcript is spliced from 7 exons. Gene Ontology annotation, cellular component: plasma membrane. NCBI's taxonomy places the organism in Eukaryota, Metazoa, Chordata, Lepidosauria, Squamata, Anguidae. The record is from RefSeq and is a predicted model, not a curated record. Gene Ontology annotation, biological process: cell-cell adhesion. Gene Ontology annotation, molecular function: integrin binding.
AAGCUAUCCGAGCUGCUGAACCCAAACCUCCAAACUCGAGAUCAGGUCCUGGGACAGCUCCUUUCUAGUUCCGACUAGUUCCGACUGAAACCCAGAGCAGAUUCACAGCCCCUCUGACAUCUGAGCCAUCAGCCUGCACUACCGGAAUUGCCAGGCUGCGUAUAACGGUCGCCACGAAGCGCGCUCGCCUGGGUCUCUUCGAGAGCAUCGUUGUGGCGCCCCGGUCGCUUCCUUCCUUCCUUCCUCCGGCUACUGGACUGAUUCGGGUCGGUCCACCCGCCCGUCUCAAGGGCUCAAGGGCUUUCUCCAAACCAAAACCCCUCACGCGCCCUUCGAGCGGCGGAUUUCGCCUCCGAAUAAAAUGCAAAGCGUUCUCGCCUUCCUUCUCCUCCUCGCCUCGGGCUCCAACGAGACUCAGGAAGAAUUCAUCAGAAUUUGGCCAGAAAAGGCUGUGGUGGAAUAUGGAGGCUCCGUUGUGUUAAACUGCAGCUCCAACUGUGAGGGAAUUGGCUUUGAGAGCAGCUUAAAACAGGUUUCCGCAGGAAAUGGGACAUCUUGGAAAGCCUUCAAUUUCACCUAUGGAAAUAACUGGGAUCCUGAAAUAUUAUGCUUUGCUAAAUGUACGAGUGCCAUAACACCUCCGCGUACGAAGAUCACAGUUUACCGUGCUCCAGAGCGAGUAGUGCUUGACCCAGUGCCCAAAAUGGAGGUGGGCCAGGAGUAUACCUUGACCUGCCGGGUUCCCAACGUUGCCCCCAUCCGGAACCUCACCGUGAUCCUCUUCAAAGGGCAGGAAAAAAUUCUAGUGAAGACGUUUGAGAAUCACACUGCACCUGACGCUGCAGACGUUAAUGUGACCCACAAAAUAACUGCUCAGCAGAAUGACCAUAACGCAAAAAUCACCUGCAACGCAGAUCUGGACCUGAGACCUGAAGGGCCACGCUUUGAAAAGGCAUUUGGUGGCAAUGAAUCACUAACAACUGUUGUUUUUCCAAUGGAUCCUAGUCUUGAAACCCCACACUCCGCUGAGACUAAUACAAAGAUGACCGUGAACUGUAAUGUUUCUGGAGUUUUUCCAGCUGAAGAGGUCCAGUUUGAACUCUUGUUUGCAGGGGAGAGAAGGAACUUCAGCAGAAGAGUGUCGGGGGACACAGUGAGUGCCCAGGCUCUGAUGUCCUCUUCAUUAGCAGGAGAACAUAAGUUGAUCUGCACAGUCUCUCUGGGGCCAGUGACCAAAACUGUAGUGGAGAUAGUGAAUGUGUACCAUUUGCCCAAACCCAUCCUGGGCAUUAACCAGCCAAAUAUCCUCAUCAACCAAAGUGUGAUCAUUAAUUGCAGUUCUGAUGGCACUGAGUCCCCUGGUACUAAAAUGCAGAUCAGAGAUGCCAAGCAAACCUUUGCAAUCGGAAGCCCUCCUUUCCUGACGUUUCCGGUGAAAACACGGGAAGAGGACAAUGGGAGGGAAUUCAUAUGCCGAGUAGAGUUGAUGGUUGAUGGCCACCCAGUUGUAAAAGAGACAUCUGUAAACCUCACUGUCUUCUAUGGGCCUCAGAUGAACGAUUCUAGCUGCCCUAGUAUGUUGACCUGGAAGGAGGGCAGUGAAGAGACUUUUAACUGUUCAGCCUGGGGGAACCCACAGCCCACUGUUAAAUGCCAGAAAGGCAGCGAGCCUUACAGCAUUGGAGUACAACAGCAUGUCAGCAGAGAACACAGGGGCCUCUAUCAUUGCAUUGCCACCAAUGCAUAUGGCGCUGACGUUAAAAAUGUGACCAUAAAUGUUGAAUUUGAAUCUUCCCCGCUCAUCAUCCUUGCAAUCAUCCUACCAACUCUUGCGGUUAUUGGUCUUGUGGCUGCAGUGAUCUGUUAUAAGUAUUACAGAAGCUAUAAAAGUGGGGAAUACCGCAUAAGUCAGAUGCAGCAGCGGCGGCGGCGGCAGCAAGAAACCAUCGAGCUAAAGCGCCUGACUGGCAAUAUACAGACCAUGAAUGUCUAAGUGGACAGGUGGCUGCUAGACAAAUGUCUUGUCUAGAUCAGUGGUCUUCAACUGGUGGGUCACAAACCAAAAGUGGGUCACAAGAUCAGUCCGGAAGGGUAGCAGCAAAGCUGUUGCCGCCAUGUGGGACAAUUGUGAAAGUGGGUCCCAUGUUGCAGGUUGGGAGUCCAAAGUGGGUCUUCGAUCUGGACCAGUUGAAGACUACUGGCCUAGAUGGACCUAUGGAAUUCUUAGGCACCUAAUUUUAACUCAUCUGCCUUUUCCUUUCGCAGAUUUCCAGCCCAACAUCCUUGCAGUUAUUCUGCCGAUUUUUGUGGUUAUUGGUCUUAUACUUUUGGUGGCCUUUUGUGUAUAUAAGAAAUGGGA